AUGGUUACCAUUGACAUGCAAGCUUCUGUAUCUACUUAUCACAGUUUGUUAAACACUACAAGGUAUGCAGACAUUGCUCUUGAUCUUUAUCGAGAAAUCAAAGCUAGUGGGAUUUAUUGUGGAGAGCACACAAUUGAUCUCCUUAUCCAUGGUCUCUGCAAACAAAGAAGAGUGCGAGAUGCAAUAUCAUUCUCCCAAGAGUUAAGCCAAGGGAAAUCAUUUUACCCUUGUUUGAUUACCUUCAAUUCUCUCAUAUCCAGAGCAUGCAAUUCUGGCUUUUUCAUGAUCGCAUGUGUUCUCUUCAAUGCCCUUUGCAAAAGAGGAUGGAUUGCGAAAGUUGAAGAGUUGCUCGAUGAGAUAAAAGAUAAUAACCUCGACAUGGAUCUGGACCGCCCCUGCACUUCAGUUAUGCCAGAUUAUGCGCUCAACGUGAUGCCAAAUUCAUUUUUUCACGGAACAAUUCUCUCCAGUAUGUGCAAGAAAGGUUUGAUGUCGGAAGCAAAGUGUUAUUUGGAGUUCCUAGUUGCUAAUGAUCAGGCAUUGAACAUUACGUUAUAUAACAUUGUUAUCGAUGGUUUUGCAAAAGUUGGUGAUGUCGAAGAAGCUCUUGGAUUAUAUGAGCAACUAAUUAGGUCGGCAGUAACUCCUACAGUUGUGACUUAUAAUUCCUUGAUUUAUGGCUUUUGUAAGAUUGGAAAUCCAACCGAUGCAAAGGAAUUUUUGAAGCAAAUAGAUAUGCAUGGAUUGGCUUCUACAACCACAACCUACAAUACACAUGGAUUUUGUGAAAUCGGGGAUAUCAAUUCCAUGAGGAUGAUGCUUGAAGAAAUGGAUGGGAGAGCAAUCAUGCCCAACAUAAUUACUUAUAGUGUAGUUAUUAAGCCGCUUUGUAAAAGCGGUCAAGUAAAAGAGGCUUUUGAUAAACUGAACAAUCGGGUUGCAUUGGGUAUAGUUGCUGACUCGAUGACCUAUACUAUAGUUAUGCAAGUUGACAGAGCAGAGGAGGUUUUGUAUUAUCUUUUGCAUCAGGGUAUCAGAUUGAGAAAAUUUUACUAUAUGACAGUCGUUCAAGCAUAUUGUGUGAUGGCAAUGCCGGAUAAAGCCUUUGUGCUCUUCGAUGAAAUGCUGAAAUCUGGAUAUGAGAUUACAAUCAAAGAUCUUAGUGCAGUAAUCAACCGACUAUGCAAACGGUAA
Messenger RNA from Zingiber officinale, 1194 nucleotides. Its product is annotated as putative pentatricopeptide repeat-containing protein At1g13630. The transcript has 4 exons. Bases 1 to 1194 code for a protein of 397 amino acids. Gene Ontology annotation, molecular function: protein binding. Lineage: Eukaryota; Viridiplantae; Streptophyta; Magnoliopsida; Zingiberales; Zingiberaceae. The record is from RefSeq and is a predicted model, not a curated record.